This is a messenger RNA of Dermacentor andersoni, 1791 nucleotides long. The record is from RefSeq and is a predicted model, not a curated record. Lineage: Eukaryota; Metazoa; Arthropoda; Arachnida; Ixodida; Ixodidae.
UGUGACCUCGGCAUUACGUUGUUGAAGGUUAUUGUUUUGACUUUCACUGUAAAAGCGCGCUAUGAUUAAACGUAUCGAAAGCAUUAGCAAAGUCCAAAAAUGCCGAAACAACGAAGUUACCAGUGUCCAUCGAGUGACGAUUGUAGUCACGUAGGGAUAUUAAAGCAAAGUUCAUCGCACUGCCAGCGCGAAAACCAAGUUGACAGGAUUUCAACAAAUUAAAUGUUUUAAAAUAAAUAUUUAGGCACUCACAAGAUUACUUCUCAACGACUUUACUUGUCGACGAGUUAAUAAAAUCGGACGAUAGUUAAGUUCCUCCGUUUUAUCACCUUUCUUAUGUACAAGAGCAUUAUUAGCUCUUUUAGGCGAACUUGGAAAAAUACCGCAUUUCAAAAUAUGAGUAUUUAUAGUACAAUGUGUUUCAGACAUGAGUAGUGCAAUAAGCUUUAGAUGAAAUACUGAAAUGUUAUCUAAGCUAGGGCUAGUAGUCUUCAGAGCUAAUGCCACGGAUCAUACCUCAUCUGUAUCUACGGGAAAGAGAAAAGAAAUAUCGAUUGUAGUGAUGAAUGGGAUAAGUAUAGGUCAUCAUACGACUGCUGUAUAUGUUAUGUAAAAGUAGUCAGUGAAAGAAUUUGCUAUGCUAGAAGAAUGAGUAAGAGUUCUGUAUAUUGUUGUAAUUUCAUUUAUCUGCAGUAUUACCGGACUUAGGUGAACUUAUGAAUUUAGGAACCUCUUAAGUUGUUGUAAAUGGCCUUCUGAAGGAGAAACUAUAUCGUUUAGCUGAUAUCUGACCCCGGUUAAAGUUCUACCUGCGCCGUUUCUGUGAAGUUUACCCUUCUCACAAUGCAGCAAUACCAACAACAGCAUUGAGGAAGAAUGCUCGAUGGAGCCGGGGUCUCCUUGGCGGUUGGCAAUCCUCGACGCUGCCAUCCGCUCGGGCCAGGUGGCAGCACUGCUAUCCACGGCUCUCCAGCUGACCAUCAGAACCGGGGAAAUGGAGCAGGCUGCGGAUCUCCGAGGCAACCGCAGCACGGACGACGGCUCGGAGGGCGACGCGGCCACGGCGGGAGCCGCGACGGACCUGCGCAUCCUGCUCUCGGACAGUCCGCUGUGGGUGGCUGCCCUGAGCGACAGCGUCCCCUUUCUCGAGGCAGCAGAUUUCGCUUGCCGGGUGAGCGCGCUUGCAACGAGAGCGGCGGCCCUCAGGUUUACUAGAGAGAUUUAUCAUAAUAUGCUCUUUGAAAAAAAAAGAAAGAGGAGGGGGGAGAGUAAAAACGUCUUGACCGCUAAGAAACACUAAAGGACACAGUUUAUAUGGAUUCCUUAAAAACUAAACUUUCGUUAAUUUCGCUGCAAUAGCUUGAUGACUUGAAGAUAAAAUGAAGGUAAAAGCAACUUUUGUGAAUAUCGCGCCAAAAUAAAUUUCAAUGUUGGUACGUCCGUGUGAUGUCACAGAUUUCAAAGUAUUUCUUUUUUCGUACUGAGCCAUCGUGGUUCGAUAAAAGUUCUUGAAAAUUGCUAAGUUCAGUGUUAGGCUUUUUUUUUUCGAAUACAAUGCAGUCCACAGCUACCGAUAGCCAGAUAACUACAGGGUCCGAGCUGAUGGAAUCAAAAUCUAUGACGUCACGGCGGGGUGGUGCGGGAACUCCAGGGCGGCGCCGCCCCCCAUAUUUCGUUUUUGCAUGUUUUCCGUCUUAGCAAGCCUCUUCUCACGGUAAGAGCGUCUUUCUUUUUUAUUGAGGAAGCAUUACAUACUAAUUUCAGCUCCAAUAUUUUUAGUGUCUCUUUGAC